Camellia sinensis is the source of this 1377-nucleotide messenger RNA. RefSeq lists its product as uncharacterized. The record is from RefSeq and is a predicted model, not a curated record. Lineage: Eukaryota; Viridiplantae; Streptophyta; Magnoliopsida; Ericales; Theaceae. Gene Ontology annotation, molecular function: nucleic acid binding; zinc ion binding.
AUGAAACCGCCAUCAUUCAAGGGGGGAAUAGAACCGGUGAAAGCUGAAGCAUGGGUGUUGGGGAUAGAAAAGUUGUUCGAAGUUUUUCCUUGUACCGAAGCCCAAAAAGUGCAAUAUGCUGCCUUCACGCUCGAAGACGAAGCACGGAGGUGGUGGAUGCUUACGAGAACUGUACACCAAGGAUUAACAUGGGACAGAUUUUUGGAACUAUUUUAUGACAAGUACUUUCCCCAAAGUAUGCGAGAUAAGAAGGUGACAAAAUUUGAAACUCUCAGACAAGGAAACAAGACUGUUGUGGAGUAUGAAGCCCAAUUCGCAGAACUAGCCCGGUUUGUACCUUAUAUGGUGGAUAUGAAUUAUAAGAAAGCACAGAAAUUUGAGGGGGGAUUACGGAAUACUAUCCUUGACCCAGUCAAUAUGUUGAAGUUACCCACCUAUGUUGAUGUGUUGAAGAGGGCUGUUAUAGCAAAGGGAAACAUUGCUGCUCAGAAUCGGAUUUCUGAGUGGAAAGGAAAGAGGCAGAACACUCAAUUAUCAAGGGGUCAGCCACUCCACCAAACAAGAAACAAAAUUCGGGAACCUCUAGGAAAGAAGCAUCGUGGGACUUGCUACCGAUUGACUGAAGCAUGUUUCAGGUGUGGCAAGACGGGCCAUUUGGUGAAGGACUGUCCUCAAAGGAAUCAGCAAAAUGGGAAUAGGGCUACUACAAGCUCAACAGGGUCUAGACCAGCUCCCAACACCAAGUCAGUCGCAAAGCCUGUUAAUAAUAAAGACACCGCUAGGCAAGGAAGGGUGUUUGCACUGGUUCCAGGAGAUGUGCAAAAUGCUGCAACAGUGGUGUCAGGUACAUUUAUUAUUCAUGGUGAUUCUACUCAUGUAUUGUUUGAUUCUGGCUCUACCUAUUCCGUUGUGUCAAAACUAUUUGCUCAAAAUUUAGAUAGAUCUGAGGAAACAUUAUCUUAUAUGUUAUGUGUGUCUUCACCUUUGGGAGACACUAUGGUUUGCACUUCUGUUUAUUUUGCUUGUGAACUCCAAUUUGGGAAUAUCCGGGUAUAUGCCAAUUUGCUACCUCUUAAUAUGACUUAUUUUGAUAUUAUUCUGGGAAGGGACUGGUUGAGCGAAUAUUGUGCGACUAUUGACUGUUUGACUAAGCAACUCAGUUUCCACCCUCCGAGACAAUCAGAAUUUACCUUUCAGGGACAUGGAGUGACUUCUCCACCUUAUUUGAUUUCUGCAAUAAAGGCCUGUAAAUUAAUUCAGAAAGGAUGUCCGGGAUAUUUGUGCAGUGUCUUAGAGGGGCAACCAAUGAAUGGGAGUACUAAUAUGAUUUCGGUCAUCUAUGAAUUUCCAGAUGUUUUUCCGGAGGAAUUACCAUGA